Messenger RNA from Glossina fuscipes, 1141 nucleotides. Its product is annotated as zinc finger protein 616-like. The record is from RefSeq and is a predicted model, not a curated record. The transcript is spliced from 3 exons. NCBI's taxonomy places the organism in Eukaryota, Metazoa, Arthropoda, Insecta, Diptera, Glossinidae. Bases 28 to 1107 code for a protein of 359 amino acids.
AGAAGAAGGAGAAAAAAAUUGUCCGGAAUGGAUAAUAAAGAUCUUUGCGGUGUAAUAUUUAUAGAUGAUAAACAGUUGUUAUCAUUCCAGUGUUCGAUUUGUAAACGAACUUUUGAAACACCUAAUCUCUUAUUAGAUCAUUUAUCCGAACAUUAUACAGAAAUCAAAAUGAAAAAAAAAUAUCAGUUAGACGAUGAAUAUGAUGAUGGCAAAUUUUAUUCGGUAACCAACGACGAUAACGACAUUUCCGUGGAAGUGGACCCAUUAGUAGAUAAACUACCCUUAGGAUUGAAUGAAAAUCUUGAAGAUUUUAUAAAGAUAGAGAUUGCCGAUGACUACGCUAAUGAUAUUCCCUAUUCAAAGAAUAACGAGAGCGAAAAUAGGCUUACGGAAGUUGGCGAAGAAUUAUUAGAGAAAUCAUUCUCAACGUUUAUUACAGAUUCCGAGGAUACAAUAAUAUUGAAGGAAUUGUCAGUUACCGUGCAAACGAAUGAAAUUUCAAGCAGGUCGGAGAACGUAAGUGACGACCAGCCAUCUCAGCCUAAAUUUCGUUGCAGUCGACCUCGUAAAAAUUUUGAUCAGCCGCGUUUACAUAAAUGUGAGUUGUGCGGUUUCGCUUUUAAGGAUAAACGCUUGCUGCAAGGCCAUGUUAUUCGACAUAGUGGUAAAAAAGACUAUGCGUGCCCAAAAUGUUCAAAGAAAUUUUAUACCCGCAUGGAAUUAAAACUGCAUGAUAGACGUCAUACUGGUGAACGUUCAUACUUAUGCAUGCUAUGUGGCAGAUCUUUUGUUACUUCAACCGAAUAUCAGGGCCAUAUUCGCCGACACGAAAAUAACCGCCCGUAUAAGUGCAAUCAAUGUGAUAAAAGCUUUUUCGAUGGCUAUCAAAUGCGUAAACAUCAAAUAACGCAUACCAAUGAACGUACGGUACCGUGCCCUCAAUGUCCGUCAUUGUUCAAGUGCAAAAAAACACUAAGAGCACAUUUAAAAAUUCAUCUCAAUAAACGCGAGCAUAUCUGUAAAUUUUGCGAUGCUGCUUUUAAUCAAAAACCGGGAUUAAUAUCUCACAUGAAGAGCAAACACAAAACGAUACAAAACAAGUAUUAGAACUAUUAUUAUAUUAGGUUAUAUAAGUGGAAAU